This is a messenger RNA of Gryllus bimaculatus (two-spotted cricket), 1008 nucleotides long. The record is from the annotation of a GenBank genome assembly. Lineage: Eukaryota; Metazoa; Arthropoda; Insecta; Orthoptera; Gryllidae.
AUGUCUGUAACACUUCCGUGUGUAGUUACUGAGUGUGGCCUGGAAGUUUCGGCAUUAGCGCCCCCGGUGUUUAAUUGGCGCGUGGCCAUCACGCUCGUGAUCCGUGAGUGCGUCGCGUUCCGGCGCUCGAGUGCACGCGACCGCGUGGGCGCCACGGGUGGCUGCUCGGGGCCUUGCCUGCGCACCAGCGGCGGCGCGCGCCUCUACGCUCUGCUCGUCUUCUGCGCGCUGCUGCUUUGCCUCGCGGCCUACUUCGCGUGGGCCUUCCUCGAGACGUACGCCUCCUACUCGGGCAAGGCCGUGCUCGCCAACGGCGUCACCAAGGCGACGGUGCACCGGCGUCACGUGGCGCGCGUGCUGCGGCGCGUGGCCCUGGCCGACCGCGUGUUGCUGGCCGGCGACCGCACGCGCGUCUACACGCGCACGCACGCGCUGCUCGCCGCGCAGGUGGCGCUGUACGUGGCGAUCCUGAGCGGCUACAUGGCGUUCGACGUGCACAUGACGCGCGCCAUGGAGCAGUACGACGCGCUCAACUGGGCGCUGUACUACGGCGCGUCGCACGUGCCGCACGCGUUCAACGUGGCGCUGGCGCUGGCGGCGGCCGACCUGCUGUGGCUGCUCGCGCACCGCUUGCAAUGCUUUGCCGGGAGACGCGCCACUGAAUUGGAAGCGCUGCCGAGUGUGAAGGGCUCAGUGGGCGGGCGGGCACUCGAACUGCAGCAGGAUGGCGCGCGAGGAGGCGGCGGCGCCGGCCAUGCCGAGCAGCGCGCCGCCGUCCAGGGCGAAGAGGCCGCAGGCGGAGAGGCGGGGGGCCCGCCGGGCAGCGCAAGUUGCGCGGCGAGGCGGGCCAGCUCGGCGCGCGGGGCCGGCGGCGGGCCGUCUCAGAAGGCAGCGGAGGCCAGCAGCGCGCCGCGCCCCGCGCCGCCGCGCACGCCCCGACGCGCCAGCGCCGCCGCCGCCUGCGCCGCGUUCAGCACCAGCCAGAAGGCGUACAGGCGCACGCCGUAG